AUUGCUUCCGUCCGAUAACGACACCUGCUUCACUUUCUUUCCUCUGCACUCUACUGUCCACAGCUGCUCCGCCAUCGCAUUGUCUGUGUGUGCAAGUCGUACAUUCUUGAUGAUAAGGGUGCUCUGGGGAACGUCUGCUCGAUCAACCGUUGCCUCUGCUAAGGAGCUGUCUGCACUUUCAAGAGGCUCUCUCCACCAUUUUUGAAUCCAUUGGAGGCCAAACGGUUCCAUGAAGACGUGAUGAGUGCGGAUGAGAGGGGCGAUAUUGCGUGGUUGGUUAUACUUAGGUACCUGACCUAAGUAUGAUGACAUAGCUUUAUUCAACCGCUCAUCCGUUCGCGCCGUCUAUUUAAAACGUGCGCAGUCUUUCGGCAAUUUUAUCUGUUUCCCUCCACUAUACGAUGAGCUGCCCAAACUGCUUUAAAGGCGAGAUAUUGGCUGGCGAACCAACAGGAACGAUUUCCAUCCAAGGAGCUUACUAUGCGCAAAGUUCCGAACCCUCGACGCGUGCUGUGCUACUGCUCACGGAUAUCUUUGGUCUUCGACUCAAAAAUUCCAAGAUUCUCGCCGACUUCUUUGCUGAACAGUUGAAGUGUGAUGUUUGGGUCCCAGACCUUUUCGAUGGCAAGCCACCUGUGGAGGUUCAUGAAAUGAAAAUUCCGGAACGUGUUGGCGAGAAAAUCGGAUUCUUUGGAUAUCUCACAUUCUUCUGGAUUUUUUUGAAACGCUUUCCCCUUGUUAUACGUAGUCGGCCAAGCGUGGUGGAUCAGAGAGUGACUACUUUCAUAAACGCACUGAAAGCAGAGAAAAAGUACGAAAAGCUAGGUGCCGUUGGAUACUGCUUUGGAGGAGCCGUCGCUGUGAGGAUCGGAGCCACGAACCUCUUCGAUACUAUUGUUGUCUGCCAUCCCGGCGGGUUGUCCACUGAACAGUUUAAAGCGCUCAAGGUGCCUUCUUCUUGGGCUUGCGCUGAAGAGGACAUGGGCUUCAAACCUGCUGCACGCGCCGCCGCCGAAGCAGAACUGGCGGGAAGAAAGGGAAAACCGAACUUUGUAGAAUACGAGUUCAUUGACCACAAGGGGACCACUCAUGGAUUUGCAGCUCGGCCGAACCUAGCUUACCCAGAGGUGAAGGCGGGUUUUGAGGCUGCUUUGCAGCAGACUGUUGAGUGGUUCAAGAAGACGUUACUGGCAUAAUAAUGUCAUUAGCUGCAAGCCUCCAUAUAUCAUGCUUUUGGAUAUUCUCUUUUCGAAUGUUUUGACCUGAUGUGAAUAUAUUCAGCCGAUUUUGUCC
Molecule: messenger RNA, 1293 nt
Organism: Guyanagaster necrorhizus
Lineage: Eukaryota; Fungi; Basidiomycota; Agaricomycetes; Agaricales; Physalacriaceae
Product: dienelactone hydrolase endo-1-3,1,4-beta-D-glucanase
Exons: 7
Coding region: 402-1196 (264 amino acids)
Molecular function (GO): hydrolase activity
Source: RefSeq, a predicted model, not a curated record